This is a messenger RNA of Mycena indigotica, 1881 nucleotides long. RefSeq lists its product as uncharacterized. Lineage: Eukaryota; Fungi; Basidiomycota; Agaricomycetes; Agaricales; Mycenaceae. Bases 58 to 1881 code for a protein of 607 amino acids. The record is from RefSeq and is a predicted model, not a curated record. The transcript has 3 exons.
AACCGUCACUUCUUCCUGACCUCUUUAGACUCUGCCGAAGCUGCUGCCAGGCCCACCAUGCACCGUGUGCUGGAGACUGCUGAGCUUGUAGGCCUCAUAUGUUCCGAGCUAUCCGCGGCCGACGACAAGAAAAGCCUCGCCCGGCUGGCGCGUACGUCCCGCGACUUCACCGAGCAGGCAUUGGACGCCCUGUGGUUCUCGCAGCACACAAUCUUCAAUCUCAUAAAGCUCCUACCAAGCGAUUUCUGGCGCCUGGAUGCAAAUUCGCGUGUGGUCUUCAGGCGUCCCCCAAACGACAACGACUUUGUAACGUUCCAUCGAUAUGUUCCACGAAUCCGUGUCCUCUCUUGUUCACUUCACUGUAUGGGGCCACAUCUGGUGUUGAUCAACCUGCGCAAUGCCCACCAGGGCUUGUGGGAAAUGUUCCGCGCUCCUAUUUUCCCCAAUCUGCGGGAGCUCGUAUGGAAUGUGCCCGAUAACGAAUGCGGGAGUCAAUGGCUUACCGUCUUCCUUGGGCCCCUCCUUCGCUCGAUUCGUAUUUCAUUUCCCGAUGCGGAUAGCGGCGCCAUCCGUGCCCUCAAUCGUUCUCCUAAUCUCGGGUCUUUGACGCAGUGUGAACUCUUUAGUGCAAGAGCUUACCCACCAGCCAUGGAACAUAUAUCGAACCUGAUCCCUCAACUUCAAGCAGCCAAGGACCUUGUUAUCGCCAAUCUCAAUGUAGCCGCGGUACAGGCACUGGGACAGCUCAAGCAUUUGGAAACACUGGACAUUUUCCUUCCGAGUGCGGCGCAUGCACCCUACAAGUCAGUCCCAGAGCACAGUUUGCCGUUUCCGCUCCUUCGACAGCUGAAGGUCUCGGUUGACAAGUCAUGUGGUGGAGAUGUUCUGCAACUACUGGAUCUGUUUCGCUCGUGGGAGGGCGGCAGCGCACCCCUGGAGGUUGUGGAAAUAACUGUCUUCGAAGAGAUACCUAGUCCAGUGGAUCUCAAGGACAUUUUCGGUCUUCUCGUUGACCGUUGCGAGCCAACCAGUCUCCAAAACGUCGAGCUACUAGUCCUGGCAGACACAACUGUCAUUCGCCAGUCCAUGGUGUCUCCCCACAUCGGCACGAGUUUGCACCCCUUACUCCGCGCAACAAAUAUCUGCCACCUCGACAUCGGGCUGCCCUUCGGAGUCGAUGUUGACGAUGUUUUCCUCGCUGAUGCCGCGCAAUCAUGGCCAUUCUUGACGUCUCUACGACUGACAUGCUCUGCGCUCGACUCGGAAACUAGUGUCAACGGAGUCCGACCACCCUCUAUACCCCCUCCCCAGUUCCCAGGCCCGCGCGCAACGCUACUUGGCCUCGACGCACUUGCGAGAAGCUGCGCUUACCUCACAGAUCUCACCCUCGCCGUAGACACCACCAUCCCCGCUCCCGAAUCGUGGCCGGACUUUGGCAUCCUCGGGUCGACCCUGCCUGCAGCAGACGGUACCGCAUGGCCCGAGCGCAAUUGCUGCCCACUGCGGUCGUUCGACACGGAAAACUCCCGCAUUGCGAACUCGCUCGCGGUUGGGUGGUUCUUGGGUGUCACGUUUCCCGAACUCCAGCGCGUCUUGACGCCGCAUAAGAUGCCCCUUGAGUUCUUCCUGACGGAGGCGGUGGCAACGGACAGCGAGCAGGAGGCGCAGAUUCGGGCACUGUAUAUGGAGUAUGGGCAUCGAUGGGAGGAGGCCAUGAAUGUGGUGUCGAGAACGGAUGAGAUCAUCGCACUGGGCAUCCACAGUUAUGCAGAACUGAAUACAAGGCUUGAAUGGGUCGUGAGCCAGCUGCAGCCAGCCGUAGCUUUCAGGCUGGCUGCUGGCGAGCCUGAGUGCCAGUAUACUUGUACGCAGAAGCCUUGA